This is a messenger RNA of Mesorhabditis spiculigera, 700 nucleotides long. NCBI's taxonomy places the organism in Eukaryota, Metazoa, Nematoda, Chromadorea, Rhabditida, Rhabditidae. The record is from the annotation of a GenBank genome assembly.
CUUCUCGAUCGGCGCGCUCUUACUUCAAGUUUCUAUCGCUUAUGGGGCUAAAGUAUUCCCGGCACGAGGUAUCGUUCCUACACUUGUUGAAGCUGUUGCCAGCAAAAUUGAAGAUAGAUCAAUUGUUGCAAAGAAAGUAUACUAUGGGCUUGCCAAACGCUACGGCCCAGUGGGUCCUGCGCCCGCUUCAUCCUCAAACUACUGCGUGUUCAUGCCACUUGCUACUCAAAUCUUGAGAUCAUUAAGGAACAUCAAGUUCAUAAGGAUGCUUUUAAUCAACCACUGUACGGCCACGCAAUUGGAGUCCGGAGUUGAGCUAUGCUUGGCUGGAAAUCGCCGCUUCAUACAGCCUCUACUUUCAUCAGCAGCCUUCGACUCCGGUGGUUCCCUCAGCAACCUCUGGUGUGCCAGAGUAUCAGCUGCCGUUUGUGGAAGCGGCACAAAACACGUCCCCCGCUUCGACCAAAUCACCCUGUGCACAUUCUCCGGACAUUCCGGAGCAAUCCGACGCAUCGAGUCGCUGUCGAACGAAAAUAGCUUUGUGACAACGUCAAGUGACAAGACGGUCAAGCUAUGGUCGAUCAGACAUGACCAAGAGACAUCCCAAUGCCAGUGGACUUACAAGGGACAUUCCGGAACCGUCCGUGAUGUACGACUCUUGGCAAGUGGUCUGAUUGCUUCGACCGAUGGUUAUUUGCAU